Molecule: messenger RNA, 1281 nt
Organism: Anopheles bellator
Lineage: Eukaryota; Metazoa; Arthropoda; Insecta; Diptera; Culicidae
Product: zinc finger protein 571-like
Exons: 1
Biological process (GO): regulation of transcription by RNA polymerase II
Cellular component (GO): nucleus
Molecular function (GO): sequence-specific DNA binding; DNA-binding transcription factor activity, RNA polymerase II-specific
Source: RefSeq, a predicted model, not a curated record
AACGUAUCACAAAUCUCUCAAGAAAAUCUUGACCACUCUGCCGAACAAACGGUUGGCACGGGAUUGUUAAUUGAAACUGAAGCUACCUCACCGGAUGCAGCAACGGAUUUGCAGUUGAAUCGGAAGUGUUGUACGGUUCAUCAAGCGAACAGGACAUAUGAAUGUUGUGGCAACAUACCAGAUGAUUUAUUUGAGGCAGAGGAAAACCCACUUACAUUCAAAUCAGAGUACGAAGAGGUCGAUGAGCAGUAUCAGCUGCAAACGACGAAUGAUGUUUUGGAACAGAAUAAGUUCAAAAGCUCUCUCAAAAAGUACCAUUGUCCUCAUUGUUCCGCAACAUAUACAGCUGCAAACAACUUAAAGAUUCAUAUACGAACUCACACUGGCGAAAAGCCAUACCAGUGUAAAGUAUGUGACAAAACCUUCAAUUCACGAUGCCAUCUGAGAGAACAUUCGAAAAUUCAUAAUAAGGACCAACAGCAUCAGUGUCCUCAGUGUUCAAAUACGUUCGCGCAGUUUUCCAAAUUGAAAAACCACAUCCGCACUCACACCGGCGAAAAGCCAUACCAGUGCAAAGUCUGUGACAAAUCCUUCCAUGCAUCAGGCUAUCUGGCAGUACAUUCGCAAAUUCACAACAAGGACGCAUGGUGUCAGUGUCCUCAUUGCCCUUCAAAAUUUCGCAGUUCAUCACACCUACACACUCACAUACGCACUCAUAGCGGCGAAAGGCCUUAUGUGUGUAAAGUCUGUGACAAAACCUUCCAUUCAUCAGGCAAACUAUCAAUGCACUCGAAAAUUCACAAUAAGGACCAUAAGUGUCCUCAUUGUUCUUCAAUGUUCCCAAGUUCAUUUAAGCUAAAGAUUCAUAUCCGCACUCACACCGGCGAAAAGCCAUUUCAGUGUAAAGUCUGUGACAAAGCCUUCCAUUCAGCAAAAUUACUGGCACAACACUCGACAAUUCACAAGGAACACACAAAGUACCAUCAGUGUCCUCACUGUUCAUCUAGGUUCACACAGUUAAGUAGUCUAAAGUAUCAUAUCAAUAUUCACACCGGCCAAAAGCCAUACCAGUGUAAAAUCUGUGACAAAGCGUUCAGAUCACCAACCGGAUUGUUCGAACAUUCUAAAAUUCACAAUAAGGACCAACCGUAUCGAUGUCCUCACUGUUCAUCAAAGUUCGCGCAUUCGUCACACCUAAAGAUUCAUAUCCGCACUCACACCGGCGAAAAACCAUACCAGUGUGAAAUCUGCGGCAAAGCCUUCCAUUCAACAGCAUUACUG